Lymnaea stagnalis (great pond snail) is the source of this 4020-nucleotide messenger RNA. NCBI's taxonomy places the organism in Eukaryota, Metazoa, Mollusca, Gastropoda, Lymnaeidae. The record is from the annotation of a GenBank genome assembly.
UAUAGAAACCAAACUCCCAUUUAAAAAGAGUUAACUUCCUUAUUUAUUGUUUGGACUUAAUCACUGAAAUUGAAAGUUAUUCGUUUUUGUGCGUAGCCUAAUCCUAAAUGAAAUGUCAGUUUCUUUCACUAUUUGCAACGAUGAUUUGUUCUAGUAGCCUAUAGAAUUCAAGUCAUACUAUAUUUAAGGUUUGAAUAUUGCUUAAAAUUUUGUAGGAUGAUCUUAUAGUUAUAGAGUAAUAUAAUAUUAGUGAGGCAGGCAUUUAAAAAAAAAUUUUUUUUGAAUUUUACCCUCUUUAAUCUUCACCUUUGACUUAAUUUAACGUCUUUUAAUGAUCUUUUACUCUUCUAUAUAGUCAGUGUUUAGUUUAGUUCCGUAAAGCUUCUUUGUGUUGUCAAAACUAAAACUCUAAAAUCUUUGGCCAAAUGUGAUUUCUAAACCAUGUCACCAUGUGAACGCCUGUGUUGUUAGCACUACAGUUAACCCUGUACUGUACUGAGAAAAUCGUAAAUUUGAAUAAAACAUCAGAAUUAUUUUUAAAAUAUUCAAACUAAUAAAAUAAAUGAAAACCCACCAACUUACAGUUUCAUCGAAUGCACUUUUACACACUUGAUCAAUUAAAGAUACAAAAGAUGUCAGAAAAUUCAAAAUCCAUUUUUCAAAAUGAUCAGUUGGUCAGAUUUGUGAAAUAGAUAGCAUUAGCAUCAUUUUGAAAUUUUAUAAUGGACCCCCCAAUAAAAUAUUAAUUUAAAAAGCCAUCAAUCAAAAACAUUCCUCCUGCAUAUUAAUUUUAAAAAGGGAAAAGUUAACCCUAGCAACGUCACAAAUAAAAAAAAAGACAGAGAAUCCUACACAGAAAUAUGGCACGGAUUGAGUAAAUUGACCCAGUAUUCACUUUAUUCAGUUCAGCGGAAUAGGGUUGGCUGACAGGUUUAGGGUUGGCAUCAGCCAGGACUGGUGCAAUCUACUCUUUUCCUGAAAACAUGACAUUAGCCCAUAUCCAUGAUCAUCAGACUCCAAUUAUCAAGUUUUGGGUUAUGUCUAUAAUUAUCAUGAAUAUGCACAACUGAGGGGAACAAUAAAUUUACUAUGUAAAUCCUGGAUUAUGCAUAGGCCAGAGCUAGUGAGCAUUGAUCUUUAUACACUUGUCUUUGGUAAAUUAUGCUUAGAGCGCAUUUUGCUCUGCCUAAUACCAGCCUUUGAUUUUGAUUUCUUUAUUAUUUUUAUGGAUUUCAUUGCAUUAUUUCAUUUCCUGAGCAUUUAAAUUUACUUGAAUUUUAAUAAUUAAAUUGUCCUUUCCUAAUCAAUUUUUUCAAAUAUUCUUCUUGCAGUUUCCUAACUAUGAAUACUUUAUUAAAAUUUUAUUGGUAAAUUUUAAUCAAUAUUUAUAGUCCUUUCUAACAUUGAGAUGAAUUUUUCUUAAUUUUUUUGUAUGCUCAACAAAAAAUAAAUCAAUUGGAGCAAAGUUAUUUUCAAAGGGCAUUGGUUGAGUUUUGCACAUUCAUUUUUAUGAGAAAUCAAAAUUGAACGCUAUCCAAGUUCAGAUAAUUAUUCACUGGCAUGAGAAAUGAUGGGGAAAAUGAAGAGAAACAGUUAAAUUAAUUUUGUUAAAUUGUCCUACUGGUCAAGUACCUUGAAAUGUUUUAUAAUUUCUAAAAAUAAACAACACUCUGGCCUGACUGCAACUACCCUGGUACCGUAAAUAUAAAUCAAGAAAUAAUCAAUUACUGUGUCCAUGUGUUUUAUUCACAAUCAGAAAACGUUGAAUCAAUUGAACUAUUGACAUUCUUACAGUGAUAAUUGUUUUGCACUUUUUAAGAUCAAAUUUUUUCAAAAUUUUAUCAAAAUUGUUCAUUUAGCCAAGGUGAAUGCCGAAAGUUAAGUUUGUUUUAAAAUUAUUUCAGGCAGAAUUUUCACCACGUGCUGUUACAGGUUUGCUACUGCUGGUGACACAUUAAAAUAUUAAACCAAAUGUCAACUAAAGUUUACUAGGAUAAGUAAACUACAGUAACAUCUCUCCUGAUACCUACUUAAUGUUGAUGCUGGUUGGUUAUCAAUUAUUCAUUACAUUUGAAAAAAGACUUCAAAUGUAUAGGCCUAUUUGUUGAAAUACCACAACUGAUUUGACUGAUAGCUGAGAAAACUAUUUAUUAUAGAAUAUGGUAAGAGUCUAUUAAAUUUUCUUUUAAAAAAUGUGAUUUGAAAUAGUUGUGUGCAUCUAUAUUUAUAUAGUAAUAUGUAGCAGUCCCAUCAUUUUCAUUAUUUGUUACAGUUUGAAACUAUCUAAUCAACAGUAUUAAAUUAGUUACAUUUUAAUCAAAUAUUUUCCCCUUUCAGUUGAAGAAAAAGAAAAUCCCUUAAAUAUAUACCACAUAAUUAUCUAAAAUUAUUCUAUUUAUUCACAAUAAUUAUUGACAUAUAAUAAUGAUCAGAUUGCGAGAAUUUUUUAAUGAUUUUUGUUACAUUUUACAACUAUCUCUACAGGAUUCAUCAAAAACACCUUCUUGGGGGGCUCCUGCAUCUGGUAUUUCUCAGAACAGCCAGCAAAGUCCUCAGAAAAAUAAUCCAUAUUUUCAAUCUGGGCAACCUCAGAAUUUUAAUCGCCAUCAAAGACAGAGUCCCUAUCAGAAUAAUGCUGGUCGAGGUAGAAAUGGAAGCCCAAAUAACUUUCAGGAAAGAGGAGACAACGACACUGUUGUAAAAAGCUUCCAAAACUUCAGUUCAAGUAAUCCCUUCAAUGAUCUAGGCAAAAAAUUCAGUAAUGAAAAUCCUUUCCAAAAAAAUAUUAGUCCAGGUACUGAUAACAGUUUCCAAAACCGGUCUCAAUACUCCAGUCCAAAUUUUCAGCAACGUCCUCGCUUCCAGUCCAGCCCUAUUCAUCAAAGUGGAUUUCCACCACGUUUCAGUCCUCAUACACCAUCAAAAAAUUUUAAUACACCAUCCCGAAGGUUUCAGACACCAUCCUCAGCUGGAUAUUCAAACGACUCAGCCUCUCAACAUUUUAACUCUUCUAAGGUGACUUUAAUGAAAUUUUACUUAAAUAUUUUCAAAUUACUGGGUGUAUAUUAUACUUAAGACAAAGUAAUGAGGGUUUUCCAAUCAUGGGUACCUCUUUUCUUUUUUUUUUCUCCUUUUUUUUUUUUGAAUAUAAUACUUUAAUUGAUUUUUUUUUCGCAAAAAUAAAAUAAUACUUAAAUAUAAAGCCAGCUGUACAGUUUUUGGGAAAAUAUAAAAAGAUCUAUUUAACCUAAAAUUUCAUAUUCAUUUCCAUUUUCUCAUAUUACUCACUAAAUUUACUUAAAUAUUUUCAAAUUACUGGUUGUAUAUUAUACUUAAGACAAAGUAAUGAGGGUUUUCCAUUCAUGGGUACCUCUUUUCUUUUUUUUUUCUCCUUUUUUUUUUUGAAUAUAAUACUUUAAUUGAUUUUUUCUUCGCAAAAAUAAAAUAAUACUUAAAUAUAAAGCCAGCUGUACAGUUAUUGGGAAAAUAUAAAAAGAUCUAUUUAACCUAAAAUUUCAUAUUCAUUUCCAUUUUCUCAUAUUACUCACUAAAAUCUAUGACAUUAUGGAUAAGCCAACGCAAAUUUACAAAAAUUCACUUCUAGUUGACAUUCAAAGAGACAGUAAUUUCCAUGCAAAGUGUCUAAUGCAUUUUGCUAAUACAGCAUGGCUUAAACUUAAAAUAUAUAGGCACACAUAACAGACUUUUACAUAUUUUGCUGUGGAUUUUUCCAGAAUGCUUGGGAGUUUAAUCAUUUUAAACCUGCUGCUGCUAUGCUAUUGCUUCAGACCUACAUUAUUAUUAUUUGGAAUCAUUUUGAACAUUAUUCUGGAGUUGAGUAAAAUUACUUACCAGUAAUAUUAUCUUUACUUUUUUUCUCAUGAGAAGCCUUACUUUCAAAGGAACAAAAGUUUGAAUAAUCCUGGAGGCAGUGAUAACAUUCAGGAGUACAUCCAUCCCAGCAUGCUCGAGGAUCCCUGGAAAGAUCUGCCUGCUACACCUAUGCUUCAAUCAUACUGA